Molecule: messenger RNA, 4728 nt
Organism: Brienomyrus brachyistius
Lineage: Eukaryota; Metazoa; Chordata; Actinopteri; Osteoglossiformes; Mormyridae
Gene: atxn7l3a
Product: ataxin 7 like 3a
Exons: 13
Coding region: 1654-2769 (371 amino acids)
Biological process (GO): regulation of transcription by RNA polymerase II; positive regulation of DNA-templated transcription
Cellular component (GO): DUBm complex; SAGA complex
Molecular function (GO): transcription coactivator activity
Source: RefSeq, a predicted model, not a curated record
UGCAUUGUUGUUCUGAUGACAGCCUCUAAUUAAAAAUUAAAACAAUUCGGACUGUUUAUAAAGAUGCUUACUGGGCCAUCGGUAGAAUGAAUCUUUGGAUCUCGGAAAAUAUAAUUAUGCAUGAAAGUAAAAGAGAAAUUGAAUGUCCAUACUUCUUUAAGCGAAAUGCAACAGGAAAACGCUGAUAGCCAAGCCCUGGUUGAUUUCUGUUAGUUAAAAUAUGCUCCGAAUAAUUGUGUAUAUAUUCGUGUACAAUAAUAUGGAAAACAGAUAUGAAUACUCGGUGACUGAAAACAAAGGCAAGAACUGAACCCCCCCGGCGACCGCUUUAAGAAGUCAGUACAAAACAGCCGCAAACCUCCGCGACAGUACGCGUAUAUAUUUGCUGAAUAAAAAUCAGACGAUCUCUUGAAACUGCACUUCUGACGCUUUAGUCAACGUAAUAUGAUUUGAGGGUGUAUGCUGUAUUUUUGAUUUGCAAAUUAUAUAACGCAAUUAAUAUUUCAUUUAUAGGGGGUGCUGCGGAAAUAUGUUUUAAAAAUCUAAUGCAACUUGUAUGACAAGCAUUUUCAGACUGUUGGGGCAAAAUAUAGCCAUCUUGCCAGGCGAUCCGCGCAAUCGGUGAUUGAUUAGUAUUGCCUGCCGAGGAGAAAAAUGGCUGCUUGUGCUUGAUUUUUUAAAUUUCUUAUCGUCACAUUUUGGCAAUACGUUUAUCAUCACCAUAAGAGCUGUUAAACAUUUCCAGUCGGAGUACUUAAUUGGAGUGCGAAAUGGCUGGGGACGGCUAACUGGGUGUCGGUGAUAUUGGCGUCCACGAAGGGAGUAGCGGGUAUGCCUUGUGAAUGCCUGCCCUGGCCCGUUUCAGGAGCGGAUAAGUGUCUGCACCACUGCAGGUAACAGCACCACCAAAAACGUUUUCAGUGUAACAGACGCGUCGGAUUUCCCGUCGAUCGCCCGAAUCUACCCGCUGUGCGUUGAGGCACCGCUUCCCACCCUGCGCUUUGCCGCUGGACGGAGCGCCGUGCCCUGAACUCGGUGUCCAUCGAGAUCGCAGCCCGCAGAGCCACUUAACAAAAGAUAAAUAUGGGCUGCGAUGACACACACGGCUUCGCUGUUCUUUCUGCUUUUGAUUCUCCCCGACAGCUAGCGCCGAAUGGCGAAAUGUGACUCAUCGCCCGACUAUUCAUCCGUAGCAAAGUCGCUCGUCGUGUCGAAACUUAUUAUUUUACAGCCGAAUUUGCUUCUCAGCAGCGCUCUUAAUAAAUGGAGUGACCACGUUUGUACCCCACGUUUGGCGCCUACUCGCCGUUUUAUAGUUAUUUAUUUGGUAUUGUUUGUUGGAGCCCAGGUCGCCCCAGCCGUGCGCAUUGUCUCCGCCGGGCUGCUGGGUGUGUAUGGCGAUGCGUCGCCGCUGAUCUCCUCCUCCUCUCCCGGACGCGGCUCUGCGAUGGAUGGCCGCCUCUCGUUUCGCUUGUAAUCAUUUUAACGUUUGGUAACCGAGGCGGUGUGUAUCCGCAGUACACGACCGAAGCACUAAACAGCGCUAUCUUAAUCUACGGUGCCCUGCUCUGCGCCGGACUCCGUCUGCUUGCUAGUUCUCCCCAUGCUGGCUAUACUAUGUAGACGGCAGUGCUUCCCUUUUCGAUUUUGCAAAUGAAAAUGGAGGAUAUGUCGCUGUCAGGCCUGGACAACACCAAGCUGGAGGCCUUAGCUCACGACAUCUACGCAGACCUGGUGGAAGAUGCCUGCCUGGGCCUGUGUUUUGAGGUGCAUCGAGCCGUCAAACAGGGUUAUUUUUUCCUGGAUGAGACGGACCAAGACAGCAUGAAGGACUUCGAAAUCGUGGACCAGCCGGGCGUGGAUAUCUUCGGCCAGGUGUACAACCAGUGGAAGAACAAGGAGUGUGUGUGUCCCAACUGCAACCGCAGCAUCGCCGCCUCGCGAUUCGCCCCCCACCUGGAAAAGUGCCUGGGGAUGGGGCGCAACAGCAGCCGCAUCGCCAACCGCAGAAUAGCCAGCAGCAACAACAUGAGCAAAUCAGAGAGCGACCAGGAAGACAAUGAUGACAUCAAUGAUAAUGACUGGUCAUAUGGGUCGGAAAAGAAAGCCAAGAAGAGAAAGUCAGAUAAGAACCCCAACUCUCCAAGAAGAUCUAAAUCAUUAAAACAUAAAAACGGGGAGCUUAACAAUAGUGUCAGCACUGACCCGUACAAGUACGCCUAUAACUCCGGCAUCAGUUACGAAACCCUUGGCCCGGAAGAACUGAGGUCUUUACUGACCACGCAAUGCGGGGUGAUGUCGGAGCACACAAAGAAGAUGUGCACACGGUCUCUGCGGUGUCCCCAGCACACGGACGAACAGAGGAGGACCGUCCGGGUGUUCCUCCUGGGGCCGGCUGCGUCGUCGUUGCCUGAUGUGGAUGGGGUGGUGGAAAGUGAUGGUUAUGAUGUCCCUGACGGACAGGCUCUGAUGAGCCGGCUACAGUGGGAUGGAUCUUCUGACAUCUCUCCUUCGGACUCUGCCUCCUCGAAAGCGAGCACCAAUAACUCUGAUUCCAAGAAGCCCAAAAAGAAGAAGAAGGCGUCCCUUGGUCUGAACAGCGGUACGUGUGGGGGACCUGGGAGUGGCAGCGGCGCUGUGGUUGGGGCCGGGACCACGGGCAGCGGCGGUGGCGGAAGUUCACAAGGGGGCCUCGGCCUCCCCAGUCGCAAGAAGAAGCCCAAGCUGCCCGCACCCCCCACACCCAGCAUCUACGACGACAUGAACUAGCACCAUCGCAUUCCUCCCCAUCCCAGUGCUCAUGGAGGAGACGGAAAUCGUGGCAGCCGCUCGGUGACGAGCCCCCGUGGGCUGAACGGGGCCUCGCUCCUUAUAGUGCCCCCCCCCCCACCCCACCCCGGCGUUAAUUAGCCCACAUGAACCUGCAGCCUAACUUCUGGAAAGGGUUCUCCAUCUCAAGUUUCCACUUGUGGUCACCCUAAGGGUGUGUGUGUAUGUCUAUAAGAUCUAGAGUCACCUGGAUCACAGCUGCUAUGGUAAUUCAAGGACUCCUGACUUCUGAAGGAGAAUGUUAUUUUGGGUUCCAUUAUAAUUAUUAUAAUUUUAUUAUUUUCUGAAAUGGUGAGGUGGUGAGCUUGUUUGUUUUAGAUGUUUCACUGAAUUUUCAAACCCCAGCAGUGGGCAGAUUUCUACAAUGACACAAUCAGGGCUCAUUGCACGUGGUGUACUUACGAUCAGUCUCAUGUCCUUUGGUUAAACAAGGUAAGUGUAAUCAAUAUAACUGAAUCAUAGACGAGCAAACAGUUCUGGUUUGAUUUUGUUACUGUAGGCAAGGGACCAAUCGACCAUUUUUUUUUUUCUGGUGUCAGAGGUGAUGUCAUUCAGAUCAUGUUGAUGAGAAAGGAACUGCAUAGCCACCAGGGCGGUGCUGUUCUCACCUGCUCGAGCCCCUGGAUCGUGGCUUUAGAACAUCGUGGGGUCCUUAAAUGAAAGGGGGUGGCUACAAAGGGGAGCAUGCCACAUUCCAGAUUGGUCUGUUGCACCCCCACCCCCAGAACUGACAAAGGCAUCUUUGCCGCGAUGUUGCGAGCAGCUAAGUGGGUUCUUUUGCGUGGCCAGUUUCUUUGUCGAUUGGCAUUGGACCUCAUGGGUGUGUGGAUUUGUGGCGCUAUCAUGCUCUUUUGGGAUGCCGUUGUGGGUGUUUUUGUGUGUCCUGUGAGCGUAUGAGCAUUACGUGUCUGUUUAUGGUGAACACACAGAUGCACCCGAGGUCGGUGUCGUACAUCUUGCAUUUGUGUGUUUGUUUAGGAAGUUUUCAGAUCCGUGCCAGUGUUGGGGAAGUCCAGUGCGGGUCGGCCUAUCGAGGUUCACCCAUGUCACACGAGUGGAGAUCGAAGCCUGUGAGGCUCCUCACUUCCGGCCGGCCUUACGUGGCCCCCACAGCGGGGCAGUAACCAGGGCCAGCGUGUGUUAGUACCACAGUCAGAAGCUCUCGGGUAUGUGUAUCGCUGGAAUUUUAACUGCUGUAUACCUCAAGUGUUCGGGAACCGUGGAUGUGAUUUGACAUGGCAUGAAAUGCACAAGACGACAUUCUGCCCUCUUUGUUUUAGAUUUUGUGGUGCUGAUGAUUCUUUUUUGUUUUUUUUUUUUCUUCAAAAAAAGCCUUUUCUGUUGAUUUCAUACUCCGUAUUUCUGGACUGGUUUUGGUUGCAACUAUGAUGAACUCUGAAGUUUAAACUCAAGGAAAAGUUUCAAAAUCCACAUAAUUAUUUAACGGUGUGUGGUUCGUGACGACGGCGGGUGGGACGAAUGUUCGACCUGCAUUUCGUUCCGAUUUCACAGAUUUCGAGGUCAAAAGGCUGAUUGCUGGAAUUCCCAGGCAUAAAAGCAUCCCUUUAAAAAGCGAGUGAGAUCGCUACUGAUUGGUGGCAGAAAUUAUGUUUCAUUGUAAGGAUCAGGGUGGGGAUGUGGGGGGUGCGUGACAUGCCACACUUGGCCUUGCGGGGGCGACACCGUUUUCACGCCUUGGUCUCAGUCAGUUGCAAUAUUGGCAAAUGAGACAACAACUUUGCAAAUCAGCUGAAUGAGGAAAAAAAUCACACAGGCAUGUGCAUGUGUUGUAUAUGUAUAUAUAUAUAUUUCACAAUGUACAGCUAGUUAUUGUCAUUUUUUCAACUUAUCGUGUACUGUGGUUGCCUAAUAGUCUGAAUAAAACUGUCAUUCAGGUUU